Molecule: messenger RNA, 972 nt
Organism: Nematostella vectensis (starlet sea anemone)
Lineage: Eukaryota; Metazoa; Cnidaria; Anthozoa; Actiniaria; Edwardsiidae
Product: calcineurin subunit B
Exons: 1
Coding region: 91-561 (156 amino acids)
Molecular function (GO): calcium ion binding
Source: RefSeq, a predicted model, not a curated record
CUGUCACUCGUGACAAGAGUUGUUCCGCAUUCAAAACAAUCGUCGCCAACUCCUUGUCCUGAAACCGCCUUCAUUUCGAAUUUUGGCAUCAUGUCCUGCAAAAGCUAUUUCUCCGAGAAAACACCUAAAAUAGUGGUCAAAAGUCUCUUUACAAAAUACGACAAAGACGGUAGCGGGAGACUUCAAAAGACCGAAAUGAUGGAGUUACUAAAGGUUGACUUGGGUCUAGAUGAUAAACAAGCCGAAACAUUUCUCUUACUUGUUGAUAAAGAUGGCAGUGGAAGCGUCUCCUUUGAUGAGUUCUACACUUGGAUUCACGACAAAAACACGCUUCAAAACAUCGAUGAUAAAUCGAGGUAUCACAAAAUUCGGAAAGCUAUUGAAAUGUUCAAGAAAUACGACAAAGAUGCGAGUGGAAGCAUUGAUCGCGAAGAGUUCAAACAACUCAUGCAUGAAACAGGGAAUAAAGUGAAUAUCGACAAGGCUUUGAAGAAACUAGACAAAGAUGGAAAUGGUCAGAUAUCAUUCACCGAGUUCCUUGCCUGGCUUAACUGGGUAUAAUAAUUUCAAUUGAAUCUUGAAUUUUUAAAUAAAGUUUUGUUUUAUUUUUUAAGAAUUUUCUGUAAAUCGACCCAAGUGUUUGGCGCUGCUACCAUGGCUGUGUUAUAAUAAUGGAACAAUGAACAGUACCACACAAAUUUGUUUAUUUGCGCAUCCAUAAUGUUCUGGUAAAACAAAUAAAACUGAAUUGGCAGAUACAUUUGUUGUUAGCUGUUGGCAAAGGGUGGGUAUCAUAUGGUGUAAAUCGAUAGAGCUGGUUCCUAUCAGUAAACUUACCUAAUUGUUUCAGCAAUUGAUAAUAACUGACAGGAGAAAAAUAUGCAUCUAUGCCAUUGAUAGAAUCAAUAUGACCAUUGGAAAGAUAUGCAUUAUGAACUUUGAAUGUCAAUUAAAAUUAUUGAUUAAUUUUGA